AAACAUGCGUCACAGGACCAAACGGACUUCCUGCUUCCUUCUGAAGUUCUUCUCAUGGCUUUCUCUGCUGGUCAUAGCAGAGCAACCUGACUACCAGCUUCAGCUCAUGGAUCAAACUUUAAGACGAAAACCAGACACAUUUCGGACUCUAUGACUCGACGAAACACAACGAUAUUUAUUCGUCCUGGUGCUGCCAAAUCCUGAAAGAUGGAGGACCCAAACAAACUUCAGCGUAAAAUGUCAGCGGCAGGAGAAAGCCUGUACAAGACCCUGGGACUGGAGAAAGGAGCGUCCCAAGAAGCAAUAAAGAAGGCAUACAGGAAACUGGCCUUGAGGCAUCACCCCGAUAAGAACCCGGACAACCUAGAAGCUGCUGAAAAAUUCAAGGAGAUCAACAAUGCCAACUCCAUCCUCAGUGACCAGGACAAACGGAAGAUCUACGAUGAGUAUGGGUCGAUGGGACUCUACGUGGCCGAGCAGUUUGGGGAAGAGAGUGUGAAAUAUUACUUCCUCAUGUCCAAGUGCUGGUUCAAGACCCUGUUGGUGUGCUGCGGUAUUUUCACCUGCUGCUGCUGUUUCUGCUGCUGCUGUUUCUGCUGUGGGAAGGCCAAGCCCUCAGAAAAUGAGGAGAACUUUGCUUAUAUGGACCCCGAGGACCUUGAGGCAGAGAUCAGAGAACAUGAUGCAGCAGGAGACCAUGUAAUAGUUAUUCAGCCCAGCGCUGACCCUUCAAACGGCACCGUCACCUUUUCAGGUGAGGAUGCACCGAUCGUGAUUCAGCCUCAUGCGACCAACGGUGCCUCGGGAACCAAGUGAGUGGAGUUCUGAUGAAACCACAUCCUCAUAAGUGUCACCAUAAUCAUUUUGGAAACUGAUGAGUUUACAUUAUGGGAUGGAAUGUGGCUGACAUGCCAAAUAUAUAUUAAUCUAGUUUAUGUCUUAGAUGAAUCAAGCAUCUAUUUCAUUGGGCCAUUUAGUUAUUUUUGUGUGUGCCAGUGGGUUUGUCUUUGUCUCCUAUUUAUGUCAUCCUUAUUUUUUUAAAUAUUGGGUUACAUGUGGACUGCAGUGACAAAUGACAAAGCCAUGCAGAUCGAAAGCUCUGGAAUAUUUUUUUGUGUGCACUUUAAUAUCUUGAGUUCGUAUUUAAAAUCUUGAAGCAGCCACAGCGGUCUGAGAAUAUUCAGGCUCAAAAUGGCUUUUAUGUCAUAAUAUUGAGAAGCCAAUGACUCUGAGAGCUAGAAUGUGUUCAGUCACUCUGUACAUAGAUUCAUGUUGUAGAAGCAGAUUUCCAGUCUAUUGAGACAAUGCCAAACUUCCACUUAUGUUCACUAUUGUGCAUUUCUUCCUGUGUAUUUUUUAUCGAUCAUCGAGCGGUAAUUUUUGUAUGAUGGGCAUUACAGGAAGGAUUCAACAUUUUGGGAGAAACGCUUACUUAAUUUCACAUCAUUGCAAUCCAUUUUUUCUGUGUGACUAAAAAAAUAUACUAUGAAAAUAUAGCAUCGUAUUCCUAAAGUUGAGUUUAAAGACUUUAACUUCUUUGUUAAGCGUUAAUUCGAGGGUGUGACUUGAUUGACAGGUCAGAAUUUGGUAUGUGUGUGUAUAAUGGUACGGGAAACACUGUUUGUAGGAAGACUUUAGGACCUUUUGUGAGUCCUAGCUCACUGUUUCCAGUCUUUAUACUAAGAGCAUGAGAGAUGCAUCAAUGGUCCCACAUGAUGCUCGUAAAGUAAAUAAGCGUGUCCUCCAAAAUGUUGAAAUAGUUAGUUCACUCUUCCUGCAUAUAAGAUGACCUCAGAAUAAACGUAAGUUACUGAGAAAGCUCUUUAUGAAACUGUCCUAUUCUCUAAAUCUUUCCUACACUUGAAGCUACAACCCAUAACUCACUGGUUUGAUUCGUUGACAAAUAUUACACAUUCAGUCAUUGUUUUUGGAUCAGUCGAGGCCUCAUUUUAAAGACCAUGAUCUCUGUGUGGUGUGUGGGAGGAUUCACUGCCUGUUAUGUGCCAUGAAAUUGUGCUCAAUGCAGGGAACAUGUUUUUGUGUAAAUUCAGAGAUUUAUUUUUGUAACACUCAUUCUCAUACUUACAUGAUCUUUUAUUGUGUUUGUAUUAUAUUCUGUGCAUUUGGUACAAUUCUAAAUCGCAUGUGUACAAUAUUUUUAGAGUUUGAUCUGUCUCACUAGACUUUGUUUAUAUACAUUUUGAGCAAACCCAUAAAUGUAUAUAGUCAAUUUUAUAUACAAAACUUCAUAAAAGUGUAUACAUUUUAAUGGAAUUUUAAAAAUUAUUUUUCAUCUUAGGUCUAGGUUUGAAUCAUUUUGAUCAAACCUUUAAAAAGAAAUGAUAUAUAUAUAUUUAGUUUGUCAUCUCUACAUUUAAAGAUAUUUUUUCCAAUCUUUUUCGGGUGUUUCUGGAAUGUUUGUGUCUGUAAAAGUAAUGUCUGAUCAAAUAAACCUCUGGUG
Messenger RNA from Pungitius pungitius (ninespine stickleback), 2461 nucleotides. RefSeq names its product DnaJ (Hsp40) homolog, subfamily C, member 5 gamma b (gene dnajc5gb). Bases 208 to 816 code for a protein of 202 amino acids. NCBI's taxonomy places the organism in Eukaryota, Metazoa, Chordata, Actinopteri, Perciformes, Gasterosteidae. The record is from RefSeq and is a predicted model, not a curated record. The transcript has 6 exons.